GGCGGGAAGUGACGCGAGCGCCUGGUUACGUGGCCGCUGGGAGGCGGGCGGCGAUGCUGGAGAUGAUGGCGGCGGUGGCGGCGGCCGAUGCUGGCGGCCGCUCCACACCCUGCCCCGCACACGGCUCCUCAUCCCCGGCCGGCGGGCGCCUCGAGGUCUCCAUCGACGGCCUGACGCUGAGCCCCGACCCAGAGGACGAGGACGGGCAGAGGAGGAGGAACGGACUGGAGGAGGAGGAGGAGGACGCGGCGGCGGCAGCGGGCAGGGCAGGCCCCGGGCUGGAGUCAGGCCCAGCUCCCGGCUCCGGGGAUGGACAGGCCGCCGCCGCCGAGGGACAGCGGCUCACACAGGCGCUGGUGCAGGAGAUGGAGCAGCGGUGGGGCUUCGGCCUCAGUGAGCUCUACAGCCUGGCCUUCCGCUUCUUUAAAGAAAAAGAUGGAAAAGCUUUUCACCCAACGUACGAAGAAAAACUGAAGCUUGUUGCUCUUCAGAAGCAGAUCUCCGUUGGCCCGUACAGUCCUGACUCUUGUCCCGAGGUCGGCUUCUUUGAUGUUCUUGGCAACGACAGGAGGAGAGAAUGGACUGCCUUGGGGAGCAUGAAUAAAGAAAAUGCCAUGGUGGAAUUUAUCCAUUUGGUGAACAAAUGCUGCAAUCUGUUUGAACCGUAUGUCACCUCUCAUAAAAUAGAGAAAGAAGAACAGGAAAGAAAGAGGAGAGAGGAGGAGGAGAGGCGUCGCAGGGAGGAGGAGGAACGGGAGCGUUUGCGGCAGGAAGAAGAGAGGCAGCAGAGAGAGGAGGAAGAGAAAAGGAGGCGGGAAGAGGGGGAGCGGAGAAAUCUGGAGGAAGAACGGUUUCGAAUGGAGCAACAAAAGCAACAAAUCAUGGCUGCCUUAAACUCACAGACCGCAGUGCAGUUCCAGCAAUACGCGGCCCAGCAGUACCCCGGCAACUUCGAGCAACAGCAGCUCCUGAUCCGGCAGCUUCAGGAGCAGCACUAUCAACAGUACAUGCAACAGCUAUACCAGGUGCAGAUGGCACAGCAGCAGGCAACACUACAGCAGCAGCAGCAGCAGCAGCAGCAGCAGCAGGAGCCAAUCGUACCAACAACACACAUUGGAAUUGGAGAGGCCCCCACGGUGAACGGACAGACAAACACUCACACAGACAGCUCGGAGAAAGAGCCCGAGCCUGAAUCCUCGGAGGAAAUCCUGGAAAACGGACCAAAAGAUGCGACGCCAGUCAUUGCAGCGCCGUCCAUGUGGACCCGGCCGCAGAUCAAAGACUUCAAGGAGAAGAUCCGGCAGGACGCCGACUCGGUGAUCACGGUGGGCCGGGGCGAGGUGGUGACGGUGCGGGUGCCCACCCACGAGGAGGGCUCCUACCUCUUCUGGGAAUUUGCCACAGACAAUUAUGACAUAGGUUUCGGCGUGUGCUUUGAAUGGACGGAUUCUCCCAGCACCACCGUCAGCGUGCACGUCACAGAGUCCAGCGACGAGGAGGACGAUGAUGAAGGGACCCCCAGCGAGGCGGAGAAAGUGAAGAAGGAGGCCAGCAAAGUGCAGGUGGACGAGGUGGUGCCUGUCUACAGACGCGAUUGCCACGAGGAGGUCUAUGCUGGAUCCCAUCAGUACCCGGGACGCGGGGUGUACCUCCUGAAAUUCGACAACUCCUACUCAUUGUGGAGGUCAAAAACCGUUUACUACAGAGUAUAUUAUACCAGAUAAAACCAAGCCGCACCACGCUUGGCAUCUGCUUUUCUUUUUUGCUUUCUUUUGUAAACUUUAAUUUUGCACAUUGUGCGUUGAAAUAAUUAUCUAAAUCAUUCUAUAUAAUAAUAAAUUGGGUGAAGGAUCUGCUACUGUAGUAAUGAGAAUCACUGCCAGGGAUUGGUUUCGUUGGAUGUAUUUGGCGCCGAUAUUAUACACGGUUACAGCUUUUUUUCUCCGACGUAUAUCUGUGUUCUGUUACAAGGAGUGUUUGAUGCAUCUCUGUCGGCUGCAGAGUCUGGGGGACGUUCCCUUGAAACUGGGUCGGGGAGAGGAGAGAUUUAAGAGAGAAGUGCUUGGCGAGAUGUCUGAAUGUGCAGCCGCGCCCAUCGCAGUUUGUACUAUAGUUCAGCCCCUCCUUCCUUCCCUGUUUUAACUUUAUCGCCAAACUAUCUGGUCUUCCAAACUGGUUUUGCUUGGAGGGGGCUAUUGUCGGUGAAUCUGUGUCGGGAGAUUUCACACCGGCUGGGCACUUGUUUAAACCGACCGUCGCUCGGGCUUGGGUGCCUUGAGAUUCGGGGCAAGCACCAGGGAGGGUGAAGGCGGGCGAGCAAGCGGUUUGUGCGUUGCUCGCAUCCUGCUGUUGUUUUGUGACGCGGCUGCAGCGUGGGCCAGAGUUUCCAUGCAGCGGAUGGUUGUCAGUGGGGCAGCGAGGUCCAAAUUGAUAUUGAGAGAGGAGGGGAGGCAAAAGGCUUGAUGGAAACCCCUUGGUUGUCAGGGACUGCGCUGCCUGCCUCUCUUCUUCGCUCCAUCCACCUAUUUCGGUCUUUGUAACGCAAGCGCCUGUCCCCGUGGUGAAUCCCUGCCACCGAUGUCGGCGACAAACAUCUCACCUCCCCAGCACCCUUCCUUCCGUGCCAAACCCGGUGUCCGUUUGCUGAAUCAGACACAGAGUGCGGAGUAACUCGGUGAGUCAGGCGGCAUCUCUGGAGAACGUGGGGAGGCAAUUAUUUGGGUCUGAAGAAGAGUCCCAACCCAGAAACGUUGCCUAUCCAUAUUCUCCAGAGGUGCUGCUUGUCCUGCUGAGUUACUCCAGCACUCUGUGCCUUUUAUUUUGUAAACAAACAUCUGCAGUUGCUAGCUUCUGUCCUUUGCUGAAUCCUACUACAGAAGAGCCUCAAGACUGGUGUCACAUUUAGAGUUGCACAGGCCCUUCAGCCCAACAUGCCAGUGCCAACCAAGGUGCCCCAUCUACACUAGUCGCAUUUGGCCCAUACCCCUCUAAACCUUUCAUCACCAUGUACCUACCUGUGUGUCUUCUAAAGGUUGUUAUAGUAUUUACCUCAACUCUAGCUUCACAAUUCACAACUCUUUUAUCUCGCACCUUCUGUCCUUUCAUCUCUGACCUUAGUCUAACCUUCUGCCUAUCAAAUCUCUUCCCCCUCCCAUAAUCAGUCUGAUGAAGGGUCCCAACCCGAAACAUCACCUCUCCAUGUUCUUCAGAGCCUCACCCGCAGAGUUACUCCAGCACUUUGUGUCUUCUUCAUCUGCCUCCACCGCCACCUUUGGCAGUGUUUUUCCAGGCAGUCAUGACCCCUGU
Messenger RNA from Leucoraja erinaceus (little skate), 3306 nucleotides. RefSeq names its product acyl-Coenzyme A binding domain containing 3 (gene acbd3). Gene Ontology annotation, molecular function: fatty-acyl-CoA binding. Gene Ontology annotation, cellular component: Golgi membrane. The coding region runs from base 54 to 1724 and encodes 556 amino acids. The record is from RefSeq and is a predicted model, not a curated record. The transcript has 8 exons. Lineage: Eukaryota; Metazoa; Chordata; Chondrichthyes; Rajiformes; Rajidae.